AUGCAAAUGGGAUUGCUGUGGCAUGCAAGCAGUCAUACUGGAGAGAAACCUUCUAAAUGCACUGUAUGUGGUAAAGUCUUCUCCUAUACCAGUGAUCUCAUAAGGCAUAAAAGAGCACACACUGGAGAGAAGCCUUUCAAAUGUAAUCAAUGUGGUAAAGUGUUUGCACAAAAGAGUCAUCUCAUAAGCCAUAGAAAAACACAUACUGGAGAGAAACCUUAUGAAUGUAACCAGUGUGGUAAAGCCUUUGCAGAAAACAGUACUCUCUUAAGACAUAAAAGAACACACACUGGAGAGAAACCUUAUGAAUGUAACCAGUGUGGUAAAGCCUUUGCAGAAAACAUUACUCUCUUUAGCCAUAAAAGAACACACACGGGAGAGAAACCUUAUGAAUGUAACCAGUGUGGUAAAGCCUUUGCAAAAAGCAGUCAUCUCAUAAGACAUAAAAGAACACACACUGGAGAG
Meriones unguiculatus (Mongolian gerbil) is the source of this 465-nucleotide messenger RNA. Its product is annotated as zinc finger protein 3-like. The annotation marks the transcript as partial. The transcript has 2 exons. Gene Ontology annotation, biological process: regulation of transcription by RNA polymerase II. The record is from RefSeq and is a predicted model, not a curated record. Lineage: Eukaryota; Metazoa; Chordata; Mammalia; Rodentia; Muridae. Gene Ontology annotation, molecular function: DNA-binding transcription factor activity; RNA polymerase II cis-regulatory region sequence-specific DNA binding.